Passer domesticus (house sparrow) is the source of this 2316-nucleotide messenger RNA. RefSeq names its product chromosome Z C5orf34 homolog (gene CZH5orf34). The record is from RefSeq and is a predicted model, not a curated record. Lineage: Eukaryota; Metazoa; Chordata; Aves; Passeriformes; Passeridae. Bases 16 to 1908 code for a protein of 630 amino acids. The transcript has 12 exons.
UCGGCCUCCUGUGUGAUGGAGGCCGAAAGGCUGAUGGUGCUGUUCGGAGACGACUCGGUGGAGGUGCACUACGCGGGGGGGUCCCGCUUGCUGCUGUCACCCUGCGGGUCCGAGUAUCUGUACGAAGCGGCGCUCCCCGCGGCCGCCCACCCGCUCCAGCCGGCGGAGACCACCCGCCAGCGGGUCGCCUUUGUCGUCAGUGCCUACCGGGAACAACUUCUGCGAGCGCUAGAUUUCCGGAACGCGUUUUCUUCUCGCCCGUACUUGCCUUCACGUAUUAUACCUCCAGAAAGAAAAAAGAUUCUUCUCAGUGAUAUCUUAGAAAUUAAAUGGCCUGACCCUGUGACAGCUGAUCUGACAAGAUGCUUAGACAAUGGCAGUGUGAAGAUCUCAUCUGUAGAUGGCUAUGCUCACCUUUACUUGUCAGAAUUGCCGCAAGAAUUUACAGUGGAGUUCUUAUGCAAAGUCAGCCAGUCAUCUGCAGCAUCCUCAUGCUCCUCUGAAAAGAACAGCAACUAUCAAAGUGGAGAUCAGUGUGGAACACCAAGUAAAAAUUCUGCUGCAGAAGUCUCAUCAAAACAAAGAAGAAUAGAGAAUAGGAGUAAAUGUGGUUGUGCUGAAGGUAGAUAUAAGGAACCAGCCAAACCAAAGGACCAGAGAAAUGGAGAUGGAGUCCCUUUGUUCCACACAAAUUGUUCUUCUGAAUAUGCUUGGGUUACACAGCGUUGGACUGUUUCCUUGUGCCCAGAAGAAUGGAAAUACCCUUUGUCCUUGGCACUAAAAUGCUGUAACUUACAUACUGUGGAAAAUGUAAUAAAGACAUAUGAGACAAACAGCUGUACAGCUGUUGAAGGUGACGUUUUAGCAGCCCCUGAAACACAUGAAACAGUUUCUUGUUUACCUACAGCUUUGCCAUUCAGCUGCAGAGCCCCACAUCUACACAGGUGGACAUUCUGUGACUUCUUUCAGAAUGAAGAUACGGAGUAUUCAUUCCAUCAGCUAAUUCAAGUAGUAUGGUGCCAGGGUGUGUUCUACAGAUUUAUCCAUGGUAGGACAAACAUUGCAGAAAUUUAUCCUGGUGAUGACUCGUUUUUCAAGUCAGAGGGAGAAUUUUUGGGAAAAUACUUUGUACGUUAUGCAAUCCAAAAAGGAACAAAAAAGGUGGAAGAAAAGAUGUAUUCAGCGAACAGCUUACCUCCAGAUGUGCCAGGACAUCCAUACUCAAUAUCCUCCAUUAUUACUCAGGCAACCAAAAUUCUUCAGUAUUGCUGCAAAACAAAACUGUCAUUAAGUCAUAAUUAUUAUCUCUGCUGCUGGAAAAUGGUAUCUGAGACUGAUGGACGAGAAAUGUUGCCAGUUUUGCUGCAUGAAAGGGUUAUUCCCAGCACAGGAAGACUGGUUGUGUACUCAGAUCAUAAAGUCCAUGCUGUUUUUUGGGAUAGGAUGACCCUGACUAUGGUUUGGGAUUUCAGCUCUUCCUGUAGUGAGAUCCAGAUAAAUGAAGAUGUAGGCUGGUGUAAGUUAACUACUCCUGAUGGGCUGCAGCAGCUAAUACAAAUAAGUCAUCCUGGAGUCUAUGAAAGGUACAUCAGAACAGCAAUAGAAUGGUGCAGAAGUUUGAAUGAAAGGAAGGAGAUUGCUGAAUAUACUGCACACUCUGUAACUGAAGAAAAUUGGUCUGCUGAUGCUGAGCUUGAAAAAAUACAGAGAUUUAAUUUUUUAUUAGACAAUAGCAACAUUCUGAAAAGGUCAUCUGCCACAAAAUCCAAUCCAUCUGGUAUCACUGUCAAAAAAGAAUACGGGGGUGAGACAGAAGAACUCAGUGAAGGUUGCGUCUUGGAGGCUUUGGAAAAAACUUCUAAAGUCAUUCAGGAUAUUGAAUCUCUGCUUGCUGCUUCUGGGAGGUGAAGAAGCCCUGUGUUCCAUGUCCUCACAGGAGCUGUCCCAGCUGUGUCUCAGGAGGCUCUGCAGGGAGAGAGGAAUGAAGGCUGAAGCCAGGGGGACAGGUUGCCACUAUAUUCCCACUGAAGUCUGUCAGGUGCCAGUGUAAUAUCAGUAAUAACGCCACUGCUAUAUUUGGUAUAGGCAAAGAGAACAGUUGAGAUAAUGGAGCACUGCUGUAUAAAUAGAUCAGGCCUGACCUGACAGUGCUGCUUUUAAUGCUUGAAUAUAUGUUCAAAUCAACUUGUUUGAUAAAUCGCUGCUGAAAUGACCAGGGUAGACACAGGAAGUUUUCUCUGUAAAGACAUGCUUUUAUUCAGAUGCCUACACCAAGAAGUCUUAAUAUCGAAUAAAAUGUUUCCCAAAUGCUUUCUA